Messenger RNA from Amoebophrya sp. A120, 3140 nucleotides. NCBI's taxonomy places the organism in Eukaryota, Dinophyceae, Syndiniales, Amoebophryaceae. The record is from the annotation of a GenBank genome assembly.
AUGCCACACGGUGGUGAGGAAAUCGGAAUCGAAAUGGAGGAGGUUGUGCAGAUAUGCUACACAAUUUUUCCGCUAUCACCCUCAAUGAAUUUCAAUCUCUCCCUCUUAAGUCGUUCUCCUCUGCUAAUCCACCCCUUGCAUCUUAUGCAUUGCAUGAAACAAAAUGACAUCGAGAUUUACAUCUAGAAGGGUGAUCGUAACAGGUUUGCAUUGGAUAUUGGGAAAGCAGUCAGGUGGAUGUCGAGGAGGAUGAUGUCGACAGAACUCAGGUUGCACAAGACCACACCAUCACCAGCACCGCGAAGACAGACGAGCAGUUGCCCAGCUCCUCCACACGACCUUCGAUGGCCCAACGGGAGGGGAAACACCGGAGGCCCGUUUCCGGCAUGCCUCCGCCGAAAGGAGCCGGCAAGAAGGGAGGUGCGGUGGGGAAAAAGGCGAAACCUCCACCGAAAAUCGUCGAUGAACCGGUGGACGACAGCGAGGAAGAAGAGGAGGACGAGAUAUCCAGGAGCAAAAAGCCUGCGUUUUAACUUUAUUUUGUCAAGAAAAGUAUAGCUGUAGAACUAGAACGAGAAAUAGGCACACACUUUUUUGCAGCUAUGACAAAGGGCUGACGAAUUCAAUUCGUUCAUCUUGGUUGCGGGUCAUCAUGACAGACGUGCUUAUUCAUAUUGCUAUUUGCAGGGGUACUAGGACUAGCCAUAGACAUAGGUUGGGUUUCCACGAAGUAGCAGAACGUGCAAAAAAAUAAAUCGAUCUCCACGACUCAUGGUGUUGGUGGCCGCAACAGCGAGAGACUGUGUGAACAUAUGCAUUUCCUGCGAGGUCAUCGGCAUGACAAGAACUACCUUGCCGGUAAGUAUCUACUUCUCUACGACGCAGCCCCCUCUGUCUUCCAGGCUGCACGCAAAUUAUGAAUACAAAGCUACGCCUAAAAGUAAAAAUGCAGUAGUUUUUUGCCUGGAUAUCAAGACGACGGCGACUCCUGGUAUUCGGAGAGCGAGGAGGGGCAAACCUGGGGCGAAUGGAUGUCCGAGACGAACGAUUUCACGGGGUGGCGGCUUCUCAAGCGCGCCGGCUUUGCCGGGCUGGUUGGGAUUUUGUUCGGUGUCCUGCUGGCAGUGGUGAUCAAAAGUGCGGAAGAACCGGAGCAAAUCAGCGGCGACCCGUGUCUAUCCAGUCGUGCAUCCAAAGUAUCGUGCUCGUACGUCGUGAAUUCAUUGCAAUAUUUUUACGAUGACAUCAAACCUAGUUAUUUCUUGUUAGCUGAAUCGGUAUGACAAGCCGUAUUUUUCCUUCUGAGAAAAGUGGUAACGCAAUUGAUCCUAAGUACUAGCGCGAUCAUUAUAUUUUUGCAAUGCAUAGCACCCUGCGGACAGCACCGCCCCCGCACCGACACCUGCCGCCACGUCGCCGACACCGACACCUGCCGCCACGUCGCCGACGCCGACACCUGCCGCCACGUCGCCGACGCCGACACCUGCCGCCACGUCGCCGGCCCCUGCGCCAGUGACUGGCACCUGUCCGUACGUGGGCACGCAGCCCGCUUACGCCGUCAUCGGUGUGACGGAGGAUUGUACCGCUCGUGACGAUAUCACAUGUUGCAAAUUAUAUGUCGUCUGGGUCUGGUGCUGGAAGAGGAAGAAAAAGAGUCAUGAAUCAUGCAUCGUCUAGGACGGAUAGAUUCAUAGCCUGGAACACACGCAAAACAUAAAAAUUUCACCGCCUUUCUUGACAAGGCUUCUUGUCCUUAAUGCCAACGACAACGUCGCCGCGUUGAGGAAUAUUAACUCGCUAUUUGUGUAGCAAAAUAAAGUGCACAGCGACAGCGUUUCUUGACGCUCAUGCAAAUAAGUAUACAAGUUUUUAUAUAAAUUUACUCUGUCUGCUCGAGUCUACUUAUUUACUUACUUGUUCCAGACUCAGCCUACAUAUUUGCGAUGCAUAGCCGAGAUGUCCAUCAAAGUGACGGAAGGCGCGGGCGAGGGCGUGGUGGUGACCCGCGAGCUGAUCUUGGACGCGAAUUGGCUCUGGGCGAGCACGAAGGACGCUGGCCAGAAAAACUGCUACGGUGGCAAGACCUGGGGCGGCACCGGAUGCGAAAAGUGCAACCCCAAGGACUCGGUCGCGCCCGGCGGGCCGAACGCCGCAGACGAGGAAUACUCGAAGGCGUGCGGGGAGCAGAUGCAGGUGAACUAUCCUACCACGGCCCAGCUGAAGGACACCUACGGGCUCCACAUGGACGCGGACAAAAAGGGGUUCACCAUCGACUUCUACACGCAAACACAGUACGGCGCCACCGUCGGGGGCCGGUACUUCAUCGGUGCGGGGGUGGGGAGUAUGAAGUACAAGCUGUACAACCUGAUGAACAUGCAGUUCAGCUUCACCACCGACGUGUCUUCUCUGGAGUGCGGGUUGAAUGGUGCGCUCUAUUUCGUCAGCAUGGAGGAAGACGGCGGCUACUCGAAGGGCAACCCGGGGGCGGACUACGGCAGCGGCUACUGCUAUGCAGCGGAAGAUUUUUUUUUCUUUACUCGACACGACGUUGUGGCUGUACAGAAAAAGUGGCCGAAGUGCUGACUUGAUGCAGCUUGGAGCAUGAUCGGUCCGUGCUGCUGACCACGUCUUUUGUCUUUUCUAACUACAGGAGUCUGUCGCACCAGGGUAUUAAGGAUUAGAAAUGAAUUAUUUUAUCGAAGCAGCGAUCGAAUGCGAAUGCCACAGAAAACGAUAACUCGGUGCAACUUGCAGCACACAGAAAAAACUUAAACUUCUGAUGUAUCUAUUUGUGCGUUGUGUGCGGUAAAUUAAACUUUGUGCUGCAUAAGUUCGACGCACAGUGCCCACACGAUGUGAAGUACAACGAACUUCGGGCAACCGGGAAACAUCAAUUUUCCGACCGACAUGUCGAAAUACGACGCGGCCGCAAUCCAGAAGAUCGCCGACAAAUCGCCGAGUUUUUUUGGAAAAGUUGGUACUUCUGCGCCAUAAUGUAUCUUCAAUACCUUGAAUUUUUUGUUGAUCGGUGCAGUACGGAUGAGGAGGUAGUGUUGCGCCUUUCUGAAGCCAGGGUUGAUUGGAGGCUUCGGCUUUCCUUCUCUCAGGCAACUCCCCGAGCUCGGCUGGUUCACAGCUAA